This is a messenger RNA of Procambarus clarkii (red swamp crayfish), 756 nucleotides long. NCBI's taxonomy places the organism in Eukaryota, Metazoa, Arthropoda, Malacostraca, Decapoda, Cambaridae. The record is from RefSeq and is a predicted model, not a curated record.
AUGACAAAAGUGCACAAAGAGCACAAUAAAACCAAGGGUUCGGUAGGGGAACGGCCCUCACGACACCGCGGGUACUCCAUAUACUCCGGAAUCACCACAUCCGGUGGGAGCGGUCGCCUCAAACGACAGGACACUGAAAACGUAGAACCCGACUUGGAAGGCUGGAACACCGCCGCCGAGGAAGCAGGAGAGGCCGGAACAGCGGGCGGAGGCUGCCAAGGCGGCAACCCCACCUCCGACAAAGCAGGAGACACAGAAGAAAUGGCCGAAGACGUGUGGGGCAGCAUAACCACCGCCGAUGAAACAGGGGACGGGGCAGGGGACACAGAACCCUCAGAGCGAGCAGUUUUCUUCAACACCACCACCAGGUUCCACGUCCACUCUCAACCUUGUAAGGGGGAACCACCCCCCACGGGGAACCGGAACCAUCCAACACGGGCAACGUGCCCGAAACAAGAGGUACCGGCCCCACAUGAGUCCCCACCCCCACAGCAGGAGCCACAUCAGAGCCCACACUAUCCACCGGACCCACAUCAGCACCACACGCACCAUCCUCGCACUCCACAGAGGAAUAGCUCUCAGAAGAAACAUCAACCCUCGCCGCAUCCUCACAUUCCUCUGCCCACGAACGAGGAGGCGAAGCACCUGUAUCCGUACGCGAACGCUUGGGGACAGGCCGUUGAUCAUUGGAGCUGUCACCCCCUGCAGGAGGCACCCGAGAGGAGCCGGCAGCAGGCCGCCCCACAACCGGGGUAG